Exserohilum turcica Et28A is the source of this 1111-nucleotide messenger RNA. RefSeq lists its product as uncharacterized. Gene Ontology annotation, biological process: mitochondrial protein processing; protein quality control for misfolded or incompletely synthesized proteins. The coding region runs from base 1 to 981 and encodes 326 amino acids. Gene Ontology annotation, cellular component: mitochondrial inner membrane. Gene Ontology annotation, molecular function: metalloendopeptidase activity. Lineage: Eukaryota; Fungi; Ascomycota; Dothideomycetes; Pleosporales; Pleosporaceae. The transcript has 4 exons. The record is from RefSeq and is a predicted model, not a curated record.
AUGUAUCGAAUACGGCCGCCCCUGCGCAUAUCGCCCCGCAUGUUCCAGCCGCUGCAGCAGCCACGACGCCCGGCGCAGUCGCGUUUCUACCAGCAACUCCCCCCCUCGGGCGGUCUCACGGGCUUUCUGUAUCGCUGGGCGGCGCGCCCGACAUUCUACCGCGACGUGGGGCUGCUGAGCGCGGGCGCGGGGGGUUUCUACCUGUACAACUUGGAAGAAGUGCCCGUGUCAGGUCGCCGCCGCUUCAACAUCAUCCCCGCGCAGCUCGAAGAGGCGCUCGGCCAGUCGUCGGUCGAGCAGGUGCGCCAGCAGUACCGCGGGCGCAUCCUGCCGGAGAGCGAUGGGCGGGUGCAGCUCGUCAAGCGGGUGCUGGAGCGCCUGCUCCCGUACGCAGAGGGCGAGGGCCUGCAGGGCCUUGACUGGGAGGUGGCGGUGAUUGAGAGCCCCGAGCAGAAUGCGUUUGUGGCGCCGGGCGGCAAGGUGUUUGUUUUCACGGGGAUGCUGCCGCUGUGUCGCGAUGAAGAUGGCGUGGCUGCGGUGCUGGGCCACGAGAUUGCCCAUGUCGUGGCGCACCAUACUGCCGAACGCAUGUCGCAAGCGCCCCUCGUCCUGCUGGGCGUCGUCCUCCUCUCCCUCUUCGACAUGUCGCUGUACUCGGGCAAGCUGCUCAUCGACGUGUUCCUGUCGAUGCCGGCGUCGCGCAAGCACGAGGCCGAAGCCGACUACAUUGGGCUGAUGAUGAUGGCGCAGGGCUGCUACAAGCCCGAGGCGGCCAUGCAGCUGUGGGCGCGCAUGGAGAGAGCGGGGGGCGCGGGGCCCCCGCAGCUACUGAGCACGCAUCCCAGCCACCACAACCGCGAGGAAAAGAUACGAGAGUGGCUGCCUCAGGCCAUGCGCAAAGCAGAGGCGAGCCAGUGUUUCGCCACGACUCAGCAUGCAAGCCAGUUUGGCGCCGCCUUGAACAGCCUGGGGAAAUGCUAGUCGUGGUGGUAGUGGUAGGAAGAAUCAUGCUGUGCUUGGUACAAGCGGGAACUAGUGGCCGUUGCCAAGCCCCGCCCGCCCGCCUUGUAUGGGAGCUAAGCUAGCAUUUUGUAUACAUACAGCAUUAAAA